CCGAGAGGCGCCUAAGCAUGGAGGUGUUUCCGUCCCCUCUGGAGUCCGCCAGGUUUAUAGCCUCCAACAGCAAGGAUGUCUCUGUGGACGAGGAAGGGGUGCGGCGUGUGGCGGAGAAGUUGUUUGACAAAGCCUCGGCGGCGGAGUUCGGGCUGGCGGGGUGGAAGAGCCUCCACGAGCUGAACCCUCGGGACGCCAGCGAGGAGGCGGUGGGCUGGGUGUUCCUGGUGGACACCCUCAACUUUUCCUUUUGGUCCGAGCAGGAAGAGCGGAAGUGCCUGGUGAAGUACAAGGGUAAAACGUACAGCGGCUACUGGUCCCUCUGCGCCGCCGUCAACAGGGCGCUUGACGAUGGAAUACCUAUCACCAGUGCGUCGUAUUUUGCCACCAUGACGCUUGACCAAGUUAGGCACGUGUUCCGCUCUGACACUGAAGUGCCCAUGCCCUUGAUUGAAGAAAGACAUCGGGUGCUGAAUGAAAGUGGAACAGUUCUGUUAGAGAAGUUUGGAGGCUCUUUCCUCACCUGUGUUAAAAUGAGUGAGAAAAGUGCUCAAAAACUACUGCAUCUAGUACUGGAAAAUUUUCCUUCUUACAGAGAUGAAGCUUUAUUCGAGAAAAAAAAGGUGUCUUUCUACAAACGGGCACAAAUACUUGUAGCUGAUACAUGGAGUGUAUUAGAAGGCAAAGGAGAUGGCUCUUUUGGUGACAUUUCUAGUCUGACUAUAUUUGCUGACUACAGAAUUCCUCAAGUUCUUGUUCACUUAAAAGCAAUGAAGUAUUCUGAAGGACUAAUGAAGAAACUACGUGAAGGAACAAUUUUCCAGUCUGGAGAUAAAGAGGAGGUGGAGAUCCGUGGCUGUUCUAUUUGGUGUUGUGCAAUGAUUUGUAAACAUCUGCUGGAGCUGUAUGAGAAGAAGGGUCAGGACAUGCGUGAGAAGAUCAAUGCAGUUUUACUUGAUUAUUAUCUUUGGGACUAUGCCAGGGAUCACAGGGAAGAGAUGAAAGAUGUUCCUUUUCACCGAGUGCGGUGUAUAUACUACUAAGCUCAGUGUGAUAGCUAUUGAUGCAUUAUCUGCUGGGUUGCAAUUAUUUUCCUACAGUGGCUUGUCCUAUACCGAUUUGUAACUGGCUAAAUCAAAUCCUAAUUUUUUUUAUAAUGUUGAAAACUUGUGGGGUUUUUUUUGUUGGUUUUUUUUUUUUGUUUGUUUUUUUUUUUUUUCGCUCACCAGGACUGGAAUUAGUAAUGUAAAUUUUGCUGGACACUCCAUGUUAAUUCCGGGUUUAUUAGUCCUGGGUUGAGUUCCCCAUUCGUGUGUGUACAGAUGUUUGCAAACACACACUGGUGUGUACGGACCCACCUCUGUCUGUCCCAGCGCUCCAGGCAGGUGUGCCACGCUCGUCACCCCUGCGCCGAUAAUACCUCCUGCUGCUUGUGCUCAGCAAACACUCCCGUCCCGCGGCCGGGCUUGACAGGAGCUGCGAUCAUUCAAUAAACAUAAGUCGCACGGA
This is a messenger RNA of Apus apus (common swift), 1509 nucleotides long. It is a transcript of the gene QNG1, whose product is annotated as Q-nucleotide N-glycosylase 1. The record is from RefSeq and is a predicted model, not a curated record. NCBI's taxonomy places the organism in Eukaryota, Metazoa, Chordata, Aves, Apodiformes, Apodidae. Bases 18 to 1043 code for a protein of 341 amino acids. The transcript is spliced from 4 exons.